UUGUUGCGAGCCUGUUUAAGAUAUUUUUAUACGCAAAAUGACGAUUAUUUUAUUCCUUAUUGACACGAGUGCUUCUAUGAAUCAAAGAACUUAUUUAGGAGCUAGACCAACUCUUUUAGAUGUAGCAAAGGAUGCAGUAGAACGGUUUAUAAAGAUACGACAGCGAGAUUCUGCUAGCAGAGGAGAUAGAUACAUGCUUUUAACUUUUGAAGAUCCUCCUCAUAACAUUAAGGCGGGAUGGAAAGAGAAUUUAGCUACAUUUAUGACUGAAUUGAAGAAUCUCCAGUCUGUAGGCAUGACAACAUUAGGAGCUGCCCUAAAAUAUGCCUUUGAUUUACUGAACAUAAACCGAAUGCAUACUUGCAUUGACACUUAUGGUCAAGGUCGGUGUCCCUUCUAUCUAGAACCAUCAAUAAUCAUUGUGAUAACUGAUGGAGGAAGACUUACAACAACUCUAGGUGUACAAGAGGAGCUUAAUUUACCAAUGCAUUCAUCAGUUCCUGGAUCUGAAUUAACAAAAGAACCUUUCCGGUGGGAUCAAAGAUUAUUUUCACUUGUUCUGCGACUUACGGGCAUCCCACCUGCUGAGAGGGAACCAAGUUCUGUGGUACCCCCCGAUAACUCGCCUGUUGAUGCAAUGUGUGAAGUAACAGGAGGUCGUUCCUACGCAGUUAUAUCACAGCGAAUGUUGAUGCAGUGUCUAGAAUCAUUAGUACAAAAGUUGCAGAGUGGAGUUGUAAUAAACUUUGAAAAAUUUGGACCUGAUCCACCUCCUUUAAACAAUGAGGAAAUACAAAUAAUUGAUGACAGAACCAAUAGCAAGCCCGCUUCUCCCAGUGUUCAUCCAAAUCCAAAUAAUCAGAAUCAAAAUGGUACAGCCAGCCCACCACUUUAUGGGGCAAACAAUAAUUCCUGGCAUUCUUGCCGUAAAUUAAUCUAUGUUCAGCGUUCUGCUCAAAAAGGCUAUACUGUUGGACAUUGGCCCAUACCGGAAGCUUUUUGGCCUGAUCAGAACAGCCCUGGCUUGCCUCCUCGAUCAGCACACCCGAUUGUUAAGUUCAGCUGCGCAAAUAGUGAGCCCAUGGUGAUUGAUAACCUUCCAUUUGAUAAAUAUGAAUUGGAACCAAGUCCUCUGACUCAGUACAUUCUUUCGCGAAAACAGCCUACAGUAGCCUGGCAGGUAUUUGUGAGCAAUUGUUACAAAAACAGUGAAAUUGAUCACCCAUUUGGGUACUUAAAAGCCAGCACCAGUCUUACAUGUGUCAAUUUGUUUGUGCUGCCUUUCAAUUAUCCAGUGCUUUUACCUAUGCUUGAUGAUUUGUUUAAAGUUCAUCGAUGCAAACCUACUAGAGAAUGGAAGCAACAAUUUGAUACCUAUGUAAAAAAUAUGCCUCUGUAUUAUGCUCACCCUCUCAAAAGAGCACUGCAAAGAAUGGGAGCUCCAAACCUUGUGCCAGAUACUAUGGAGAACUGUUUGAGCUAUAACAUCAUAAAUUAUUUAAAAAGAUUAAAGAACCAAGCUAAAACCGAGUUUGAAAAACUUAUCGCAACUAUUGGAUCCAAAAAGACACAAUCAGACGGGAUACGUGUCAAUCCUGCGCCACAGCGCCCUUUCGGUUCAGCCACUAAGCUGACCGAAAUGAAUUUGACACCAAACUUAAUAAUGAAUGAGAGGUUUACUGCAUUGAAAAAUGAGCUUAGUGAUUUUAACGGCUUUGUUUUAUUCGUUAAAGACAGAGAAAUAAAGCAUGAAAGCUAUCGUAAUGCUUAUGAUAUCCCUAGGAAUAACAUAUUGGAUCAGCUAGCAAGGAUGAGAUCGAACUUUCUCCAAAGUUCGUUGAGCCAUACUCGUCUUCAAGAUGAAGAUCAAAUGCAUAGUCUUGCUGUUAGUCAAAUGGGAAAUUAUCAAGAAUACUUAAAGCGUUUAACUCCACCUCUGAGAGAAAUUGAAUCGAUUCCAGUUCGGCAACAUAUGUUUGGAAAUCCAUUUAAAAUUGACAAAAGAAUGAUGGUUGAUGAAGCUGAUAUUGAUCCUGUGGCUGGAAGUGGUGGAGCAUCUCCAGUAAGGGGACAGAAGCGUCCAAUGGAUUCAAUAGUUGGUUCACCGAGAGCUAAACGCAAACCAGGACCUUUGCCAAAAGACUUUCCUGUUUGGAGACCUCAAAGUCCAUCUCCUAUGAUUCCAAAUCUAAACACUUUACCACCAGAAGUUGACAUUUUGCCUCACAAUUUACCCAGUGAAUCUGAAGAUGACAUGUUCUCAAUGGAAAAGGAUCGAUCACCCCCAACUCUUUCACCAGUGGAAGAUGGAAUUUUUACUUGGAACAAUACCUCCGACAUGCAGAUGAUGAAUCAUGUGAAUUCACGCAAUGUGAAUCAUGUAGAUUCAUGGGAAGAGGAAGAUGGAGAUCUAACUAUGCCAGCAUUAAACAUGAACUGCACGAAUGACAUCAGUCACUAUUUUCAGGAUUCUUUAUUUAGGACAGAAAUGAUUCGUGUUAGAAGUGCUCUUUUUAAAGAAGUCAGAAAGCCUGGAAGGAACUUUGAACAACUUUUUAAGCAAUUGGAGUUGGUGGACAAUAAUCUUGAUAUUCAAAUAUUUAUGGUUCGGGAAGUAAUAAGUGAAGCAUUUAGGUUCAAAAGAAAGUAUUUAGUAAAAUUGUUAGAAGAUUUUGAACAGAAUUUAUUGCAAAGUAAUAAUCGAUUGACACAUAUAGAUCCACCUACAUAUUCAAGGUAGUAUUGGAUCAAUAUUUUGUAAAUAGGCAUAAAUCAUUUGAUUAAGUUCAAAAGUUCACCAGGCUUUAAAGAAGAAAAUAUUUCAUCAUUUACAUAAUUGUCAAUUAAUUCAUCAAUGUAAAUAUAUCAUUUGUGGAAAGAGAGGAGCUUAAAUCCUGCAAUACAUAAUUUUUUAGUAAACUUUCAAUUUGACUUCAAAGCUUUUAGAAGCAUAUUUUAAUAAAUAACAGGCACAGACUUCAUACUCAUCAGAAAACCUGUGAUAUUUCUCCACUUACAAAUGUUCUUUUUAACUAUUUUAAGAUGUUUUUAUUGUAAUGUCAAGUCAUAUGAGUUUCAAAAAUGAAAUGAGUACUAAAUUUUACAACCCUCUUCGUAAAGAAAAAAUGAAAACUAAUUUCAAAAGAAUAAACAGACUUCUAUCCAUAUCAUGGUUUCAUUUUCAAAUGUUGCAUUUAAAAUUCAUUAUAUUGUGACAAAAAUUCAGUCUAUUCUCAAAUGGUUAGAUAAAACUAAUUUAUGUAACUCAGCAUAUACUGAAAAUUUACACGUAGCAGUUCUGUCAUUAAUUGUAAUGUUUUGUUUAACUUUUCAAGGUAAGAGUUAUAAGUAUUAUUUUCUCAAAUCAAAUGUAUAAAAUGUGUUUUUUCUCCCCAAGUCUCGAACAAUAUUUCACUUAAUACAAGGGUCUUUAUCUAAAAAAAAAACGCAGUUAUUGAAAGCAUGUUGACGUUUUAUCGGUGUGUUCGAUUUUGAUGUCUUCAAAUGAUAGGACAGUACAGUAUUCUCAUUAAAAAAAUAUUUUCCCUUAAGUGAAUAAAAUGUUCAGUUUUGUAUUUCAAAGUCAUAAAAAAAAGAUACUUAGUAAUCAUAUUGUCUAAUUGACCUGAGAAAAUUAUCGAAAAAUAAUAGCAUGAAGUUCCAGGAUAAGUUGAAGAACUUUAUAUUAGCAAAUGUUUUUCACUAGCACUUACAACGGUUUGGGGCUCGGCAAAAAUUUCAAGAGAGCAGAAUAUUGAGAUAAACAGAGUGAAAUAAUAAAGAGUUGACUGCUGAUGAAUGUAAAACUUCCAUGAUGUGAAGAAUCUUUUUUUUUUCUUAAUAUUAUUUGUACUUUAGUUUUGUAUUUUUUCUUGCAUUUGACCAUGUCAUUACUUCCUCCCCCCCCCCCUUUUUUUUUCUUCCUUAUAUCAAAACAAAAAUUAUGAAAUAUUUGUUGUCUUUCAAGUACAGAAUUUUUAAAAUGUUCACAUUAAAGAAUUUAGGUGCAUUUUUAAAAUAUGUACAGAACUGUUAGCAUAAAUAGAAACAUAAAGAAUUUUUUUUUUAAAGAUUGAAAAAUAAACUUGCUUUUAGGUACGUCUUUGACACUUCAAUAUUUAAGAAUGUUCUCAAAAAACAAAGCUGGAGCAUAAAAUGGACAAAAUAUGAAAAAUAGUAGUAAAGGGCACAGCAUAUAUUAUCCAUUUCAUGACUUGGGAUUUUCCUAAACAUUGAUGUAGAUUCUCAAUGGUUAAAAAAUAAAUACAUAUAUUUAUUUCUUAAUUUAUGUAAUUAGUUUGCUUAAUAUUCAAUAGCUUGUGCUGAAAGAUAAUAAUACUAAGUUACCAAGCACAAUUGUGCAAGAAACUGCAGAUACAUGUUUCAUGGUUACAAGGACGCCUUUUUGAAUGGGGGAAAAAGUAAGUUAACAAAUGAAAACGCAUCGAACAAAAAUGACAGGAAACUUUUGUCGGACGUCCCUUUAUCCACAUGCUCACUUCUUUGGCGUAAAAAAUGGGGUUCCUUGUAACCCUGAAACACAUGUCUGCAGUUUUCUGUAAAUUGGUGCUAAUUAACAUUGUAUUAUUAUCUUAUCUCAUUGAUUGUCCUCAAAACAGCUCUUUGAUUUUAGCUGUCUUUGAAUUAUUUUUAUUUAUGAAUUUUUGAGUUUGCCCUGUUUAUAUCAUGACACAAAGUUUUAUGAACUUGGUUUUGAUAAUACUCAAAAGAAAGAACAAAGCAAUUCGAAACACCGUUUUGUAAACAAUUUUUUCUAUAGCUCAUAUUUUUAAACCUGUAAUAGAAUGUGGUAACUCUCUCGCACAAAUCCAUUUGUUUGUAGUGACUCUUCAAAUAGUUAUUCUUGAUUUACAUUAUAUUAUCAGAUUUGUUAAGAAGUAAAUUUAUAAUCUAAUUCAUCAAAAUAACUCAACUAGAAUGAACACAUCUUGUCAUUUUUUAACUCCUGAAAAAUUUUAUACAAACUUGAGCUCUAAAAGUAAAAUUUGAGUCCUACAGUUUGUGAGUAAAGUUAUGUGUGUGAACUAGAGCACUAUAUUCUUUCUUCUCCCCCCCCCCCCCCCCCCCAUCUACAAGUAUAUUCAUUUCAAAGAAAAUGAAAUUAUUAUACAUCACAAAAAUUAUGCUAAACUAUUAUUAAAUUAUUGCAAUUGAAAAAGAAAAACAUUAAAUGGCAGCAAAUGGUUUUUAACAGCUAAAAAGAAUACUUGAAUGCUUUCAAGUUCAGGAAAUGUUGCUAUGUCACGAAGCACCUGGUAAAUUUAUUUUAUGAAGUUGCCAUAAACAUACGAGCAUGUGCAAAAUGUUAAUUACUGUGAGAUUGAUAUGCAGUUUGCGUGACAGUUUUGGUAAGUAAUUUUAAGUAGCUGUACUUAAAUAAAAUUGCAGCGUUUACCAUAUUUAUAUUUUUUUAAUAGUAAGAAUUUAAAAAUUCAUGAAAACAUGCAUGAAAUUCAAUUUGACUAGAACAGUUUUUUUUAAUGUAAACAAGUGGUUUGAUAUGAAACUUAACUUAAUUUGUUGUAAGUAUUCUUGUUUUUGCUGUUAUAUAUUCUAAUGUGGUUAGUGUUACUCCAUAUUUUGCUACAAUCUUGUGGGAAAGCUUUUUAGUUUUAAAUGCUUUAAAAUUUUAAACCUUUUUGUGAACAUAGUAUUUAAUAGAAUGCCAAAACAAUAAAAAUUAAAAUGAAAAUUAAAAUAUAUGGACAUUUCACAUAUCUAAGUAUGAAAGUUGUAUUAAAAAAAAAGAAAGUAUUUAUGAAUAAAACACUUUAUAAUGUAAUAAAUAAUGCAGAGAGCUUUCAGUGGAAAGUUCAAACCCAAAAAAUAUAUAUAUAUAAACAAAUAUAAGUUACUAUGUAAAAUUAAUACUUGAAAGUCUUUUCAUAGUGUAAAAUGUAAGAAGAUUAAGCAGAAAACACCCAAAUAUUUCUUGUAAAUAAAUGUUUUGUUUAUGAAAUGUUAAUUCUUGAAUUCUAACAGCCUAUUGUAUUUUAUUUUAAAAAAGAGGGAGAGGCAGAAAAAAAACUGCAAGAGAGCACGUUUCAAGAAAGAUAC
Molecule: messenger RNA, 6078 nt
Organism: Uloborus diversus
Lineage: Eukaryota; Metazoa; Arthropoda; Arachnida; Araneae; Uloboridae
Gene: IntS6
Product: integrator complex subunit 6-like
Exons: 15
Coding region: 38-2740 (900 amino acids)
Biological process (GO): snRNA 3'-end processing
Cellular component (GO): integrator complex
Source: RefSeq, a predicted model, not a curated record